Messenger RNA from Rhipicephalus sanguineus (brown dog tick), 2989 nucleotides. Its product is annotated as calcium-activated chloride channel regulator 3A-1. The record is from RefSeq and is a predicted model, not a curated record. The transcript has 12 exons. The coding region runs from base 203 to 2974 and encodes 923 amino acids. NCBI's taxonomy places the organism in Eukaryota, Metazoa, Arthropoda, Arachnida, Ixodida, Ixodidae.
CACGCAGGAUUUGUUCCGCUCAUCGUCCAAGUUCUUGCACAAGGCCACCAAUGGACGCGUGUACUUCAAGCACGUGACCAUCGAAGUUCCCAAGACUUGGCCGAAGAGAGCCAGUGCCCGUGCACUGUCGUCCGGCUUCUUCGAAAAGAGUGACGUCCGCGUCGACCAGCCCAGUGCACUUCACGGAGACAAGCCGUUCACCAUGCAGAAGAGGCGGUGCGGUGAACCCGGAGACUUCAUUCAACUGACGCCCGCGUUUCUGGCCACCAUUGGCAACUCCACGGCGAAAAAACUGGUGAACCCAGCGUACGUGAUGGUGCACGAGUGGGCCCACUACCGUUACGGCGUUUUCGACGAGUACGGCAGCGUGGACGACAGCCGCUACCCGCUCACUUACUGCCAUGCCGGCAAGGUGAAGCUGAACGCUUGCUCGAGCAGGAUCAGCUUUACUGCACGUAUGACCAACGAAGCAAAUUGUACAAUGGACGAGAAGUGCCGUUUCAACGAGGGAUGCGUAGUCACAGUUUACCAGCCGGUCAAGAAUCCCGUCGAGUCAUCUAUCAUGUUCAUGCCGUACUUAGCCAAUGUGAGCCAGUUCUGCGACGACAAGGACGGAUCGAAUGUCCACAACCCAUUCGCCCCAAGCAAACAGAACGUUCUGUGCAAACAACAGUCCACUUGGAAAGUUAUCAGUUCGAACGCUGACUUUCAAAAACUUCCUAGGCCAGACCCAUCCAAGUCUAUACACGUGACCUUCGAAGAGGCCCAGCAGAAGGAAGACCUCGCGCCACGCGUCGUCCUGGUACUGGACGUUUCGGGCAGCAUGGACGACUACAAGCGCCUACACUUUCUUAAGGAAGCCGCGACACGCUACAUUGGAGACAUCAAAGACGGUUCGCGUCGACUGGCCAUCGUCACGUUCAGUUUCAACUCCCACGUGAAGCACACCCUGAUGCCGGUGAAUGUUAACUCAAGAAAUGGGUUCCUGAAUAUCAUACGCAGACUGAACGCAAAUGGGGGCACCUGUAUCGGGUGCGGCCUUGAAAGCGCUCUAGAGCUGCUGACAACCGUCAGUGAAACGCCGGAGGGCGCCGUCAUUGUACUCAUGAGCGACGGAGAGGAGAACCAGGACCCAACCAUUGCCGACGUGCUGCCCAAGGUUAUAGCCUCGAAAGUCGUAGUCAGCACCCUGGCUUUGGGAGCCACGGCUGACCACAGACUCGAAGAGCUGGCCACUUCGACGCGUGGAAAGGCCUUCGCCUUUCGCGACCUGAAGGGAAACCUUGUGGAAGAACUCGAGGCCGCCUUCGUGUCGUCUACUACGAGCCAGCACGACCCCGUGUCUCGAGCUCACACGCUGUUGGAGUCCGAGGAAGAGUUCACCAGGGUGUUCGAGAAGAAGUUCCACGUGGACGCCGACGUAGGCAACGCGACGAUGGUUCGCGUGACGCGGAACCUCCCGCAAACGGGUACCAUUGAAGCCCGUCUCACGGAUCCCAGCGGUCAGCCGUGCCAGAAGUGCCAAAAAACGGUGAACGGAAAUGAGGUCGUCAUCUCCAUACCGAGUCCCGCAAAGGUCGGUACCUGGACUCUCCACGUGGAAAGCUCGAGCUCCAGCAACGUGGAAGUCAGCAUCAGCGUCAAGUCACAGGCCAGCAAGGCCAACGACGAGCCCAUCCGAGUCUCGUGCGAAAUGGCCGGCUUGCUGGUGGACAAGCCAGACGGAGCCGUCAUCUAUGCCAAGGUGACCAAGGGAACGAAGGUAGUCUUGGACGCCGUUGUCUUCGCCACGGUCUACCGUCCCAAGAGGUCGAACGAGCCGCACACGGUCACAAUACCUUUGUACGACAAUGGGCGAGAUCCCGACACUCAAGCCAACGACGGAACGUACAGUGGAUACUUCGUUCAGUUCACGGGCAAAGGUCGCUACGCUGUGACAGCGCACGUUUCGCGCCAGAAAACGACGCGGCUGGCUGACCCACGAAGUGGCUCUGGUAGCUUCUUCAGCACAACAUUGUUUUCUGCGAGCAGCACAACAGCGCCGUCCACGACGACAGAGGCAGGGACGGAAACUGGCGCGAUUGAACCGGCGUCCGAGUACCCUAUCACCGACUUCAAAAUGGUAAAUUCGACGGGCCAAGCCACCAACACAACAGGCGAUGAGGCGGUGGAGCCAUUCGAGAGGGUGGCAUCCGGAGGGUCCUUCCAAGUGACGGAGGACAUUGUGCAGAAACAGGUGCCUCCAGGAGACAUCCGGGACCUCGCCAUCACUGGAAUACACCCGGGAGCGAACGGCUCCAUGGUCGUGGAACUCACGUGGACUUGGCCCGGAGCUCAAUUGACGUACGGGAACGCCUCAGGCGUGGAGAUUCGAGCCAGCAGAGAAUUCGGCGUGCUAAGCUCAGCAUUCGAGAAGCAAACCAAAAUCACGGAAGCCGACGUCGUGCAAGGCAAUCUCGAUCCGCUACCCCCCGGCGCCAAGCACACCGUCAGCGUGCACCUACCCCGCAUACUGUCCACGCUGCGUCCGGACGGUGCCCUGGACUGGAGCGGAUACCUAGCGGCUCGCGUCACAAACGCCGACAGUCUUCAUUCCAAGACGUCCAACGUCGUUCAAGUGUCCCAUACUGCACCACCUGUGACGACCACGGUGGCUACAACAACGACGGAAGUGACGACCACGGUGGCUACAACAACGACGGAAGUGACGACCACAGUGGCCACAACUACGCAAGCUAGCACCACCGAGGAAGCGACGACCACGGAAGUUCCCACUACCGUUCCACCAUUGACAGGCGGGGAGUCAUCGCGCUUUGUCGUGUCACACUGGGUGUGGAUUCUGAUUGGCUGCGUUGCCGCAGCGAUUGUGGUCGCCGCCGUAAUAGCGAUCGUCGUCAAAAUGAACCCAGCGAAACGCAAGAUCUACCGCCUUUUUGUGAGAAAGCCCCGGCAAAGGCCUCAGGCUUCUGCGUAGUGCUUGCGGUGCUUC